Salvelinus sp. IW2-2015 is the source of this 2058-nucleotide messenger RNA. Its product is annotated as coagulation factor XIII A chain-like. Gene Ontology annotation, molecular function: protein-glutamine gamma-glutamyltransferase activity. Lineage: Eukaryota; Metazoa; Chordata; Actinopteri; Salmoniformes; Salmonidae. Gene Ontology annotation, biological process: peptide cross-linking; blood coagulation, fibrin clot formation. The record is from RefSeq and is a predicted model, not a curated record.
AUGUCUUCCUCUGCACACUGUACCGGGACCAACUUCCCUGGGCGCCUGAAAAGUCCCAUCUGUAGCUCCAACGCUGAGCAAGAUGACCACCAACUUCCCAAGUUUGAGCACUUUGGGGAGGCUGUGGCAAUUCCCCGUGGCCCCUCCCUGGAAUGUGUGAGAGUGGACAUGAUGCCAAAUGAGAACAAGAGCGACCACCACUGUCACUUGUACGGAGGCAAAAACAACAUUCUCAUCGUCCGCAGAGCCCAAGAGUUUCAGAUGACCCUCCAGUUCAACCAGCCCGUAAAUCCCAGUGACAAAUUCCAGGUUGAGUUUUACAUUGGUCUUGAUGCCGACGUGUUGAAUGGCACAAAGAUCAUCAUCUCCUUUGACGGCUCACAAACUGGGAAUUGGACCGGCCGCAUGCUACAGCAACAAGGGGAUGAGUGCGUGGUGGGCAUCACCCCUUCUGCGAACGCCAUCAUCGGAAAGUACUACACAACUGUGGCGGUCAUCGGUUCCAAUGGAGUUUCAAGGACACAGAAGGACUCUGGAACAGACUUCUACCUCCUGUUCAACGCCUGGGCGUCCAAUGAUGAAGUGUACAUGCCCAAUGAGGAAGAGAGGCAGGAGUAUGUGAUGAAUGAAAAUGGCUUCAUAUACGAGGAGGAAUCAGGUGGAGGAAGGCAAUGGUAUUAUGGUCAGUUUGCGGAAGGGAUUCUUGAUGCCUGUUUCCAAAUCUUGGAUGACUCACACAUGCCUCUAGUAAACAGAGGCGAUGCUGUCAAAGUCUGCAGGAUAGGCUCUGCAAUGAUGAACUCCCAGGAUGACCGCGGGGUCUUGGUGGGCAACUGGAGCGAUGACUACUCCCUUGGCACUGCACCAACCUUCUGGAUCGGCAGUGACCAGAUCCUGCUCCAGUACGUCAACAAAGGGCCCGUCAGCUUCGCCCAGUGCUGGGUCUACGCCGGGACGUUCAACACCUUCCUGCGGUGCCUGGGCAUCCCUGCCAGGGUGAUCACCAACUUCAACUCCGCCCACGACAACACAGGGAACAUCAUCACGGAUCUCGUCUUCAACUCUGUGGGAAAUCAGCUUGAACUGAACGAGCGCCUUACCAGAGACUCAAUCUGGAACUACCACUGCUGGAACGAGGCUUACUUGUCCAGACUUGACCUCCCUGCAGACCAGAACUUAGGUGGCUGGCAGGUGGUGGAUUCCACCCCCCAGGAAACCAGUGAUGGAUAUUACCGCUGUGGACCUUGCUCUGUCAAAGCCAUCAAGGAAGGAAUGCUCGGCUWUCAAUUUGAUGGCCCCUUUGUGUURGCUGAGGUGAAUAGCGACGUUUACAAARACAAGCUAAAUACACAAACUGGGAAAACUGAGUUACUAAGCGUAGACACAACUUAUGUCGGKKWGAAACUCCUGACGAAGUCCAUUGGUGGAAACAAUUAUGAGCCAAGGGACAUUACAGAGACGUAUAAAUACCCAGAAGGCAGUAGUAAAGAUYAGGAGACCAUGAAGAAUGCAGAGAGAACCUACAYGACGCAUAUGCAAMAUGACGACGAGCAGGGRGUGSAGAUGACGCUGGAGAUCCCGCAGGAGCGUGUGAAGAUUGGCCAGAACUUCCAGAUGGCUGUGGUCUUCAGGAACCUGAGUGAAGACACACGCACCAUCCAUGGCUUCCUGGUCYGCUCCACCAUCUACUACACCAACAUCCAAAGGGCUCAGUUCAAGCAGGAAACCUUUGACGUCACUCUGCACCCCAUGGAGACGUCGAGGGUACAGGUGGUCGUGCUGGCCCAGAACUACAUGCCCCAGCUGGGUUGCCAAUCCAYCCUCCGCUUUGUGGUGACGGCCAAGAGCAUGGAGAACAACCAGGACAUGACGGCCAUACAGAUAGUGAACCUGAAAGGCCCCGAGCUGGCCUUUGCGAUCAGUGGACCAGCGAAGGUGAACCAGGAGGUAUAUGUCAAGGUGGAGUUCACCAACCCGUUCCCAUUCAGCCUGCAUGACGUGAGGAUGGCCAUGCAAGGGCCUAAUUUUUUGUCAUACCGGGAAAGGUUGUACAGGUAA